CAAACGUUGCCUACACACGUCCAUGGUUCCUCAAAAGUCUGCACUAACAGCCGGUCACCACUGGAGAUUGGACUAACAUCAACGAGUGAGAGAAACAUAUCUCAGCAUGGCAACCAUGUUGAACGACCAGAAUAAUACACAGCCCGUUCCUCAGCUGCUGUCAGUCGGAGAAAAGGAAAAGAAACGUCUUCUAGAGGUGUAUGUUAAGCGAAGUCUCAGCCUUAACGAUGGAACACAGUGUACUCCCAGAAAGGAGCACAGAUCACACAAAUGGGUUCCCAUCGUUGAGCAAAAGACAAGAGUUCGCAGACAUUCCAGCGAUACAUCUCUGAACUUAACUUCAAAAGCUUCAAUCUCUGAUGAAGACAUUAGAUUUGAUUCCAUUGCUGAAACGCCAUUGGACAAAAAGGACAUGCCGUCUGGGAAGAAAUCCAAAAAGCGGGGAGUUAAGGAGAGUUUGCGGCGCAAUGAUGGAUCUAAUGCGUCUCAGAAGUCUAAUGGCAAAUCUAAAAAGUGGUUUCAACGUUUGGAUAAGGGCAAGGAGGAAGGUGGUCAAAUCAGUGAUGCUUUACCCACUCAAACAAGUACAUUUACUGCUGGAGAUAAUAAUGCUAAGAUGCUAGAAAAUGUAGAGCAGAUUACAGUGGAAAAGAAGGACAAGAAGGCAAAGAAAUCCACAGUGUGGAAGAGUUUCUUGAGUUGGUUCACCAAAGAAAACACUGAGAAGGAACAAGAACAUCAGAGAACUGAAGAAGAUGUUCCACUUUCCAAACCCUCUUCACCUCAGAUCUCCUGCUUGCCUUUAGCCGAUGUCUUGUCCAAAACUGACAACAACGUACGUCGUUCGAAAUCUUUGAAAAAGAAAAAAUCAUUCAAAUGGAGGCGAAGUGGAGAUAUGUCAGCUGCAAAAUCUGUGGAGAUGGUGGAACACAGCAAUUCAUACUAUGAGAAAAUGUCAGAGGAACUGGAGAAAAUUGUGCAUGAAGUGAAAGACAGUCCAACAGAUGACAAUCCCACCUCUCCACCAACAUCCCAGAAUGCCUGCGCAGAAGUCUCACAAGAAGAGGUUAUCAGGCGAAUCAUAGAACUGAUAAAGCAGCAAGGAGACAAAAUAAAUGACACGCUAAAAGAAAACCCCAGUGUAUGUGCGUAUCUGGAUUCUGGCUUCUCCUACAGAUCUUUCCAGCAAAUGGCCGAUCAAUAUGUGCAGUCGGAAGUUCCCAAUAAGAACACCCGUCAGUCUGUGGUGGCACCAGAGCUGGUGAAGUUCGCCUUUACUCUGGACUUCACCGCUAGAGUAGCUAAUCUACACAGCCAAUCCACAGGCCAGAUCAUGGGCUUCGGGAACCAGUAUCUCCAGGAUCGCUUCACUCACAUGAGCGAGAGCCAUCCGCAUCUCGCUGACGUUAAAGCAGGAGACCGGAGAACGCUCAACCUGGAGUAACAAUACAUUAGCUUGUAGAAGUGUGAAGUUUCACUGCUGGAUUACAUUUGAAAUCCUCAUAGACAUCGGAUAUAUGGAAAAAUAUGCAAAUGACACGUAUGACAUACAAGUUCGUAUUUGGAGUUUGCAUAUAUAAAAUGCAUGUCAUAUAUGCAACAUAUAUUUUGAAAUAUGAAACUAUAGCUAACGUUUUGCUAUAUUUUAUUUCUUAUUUUAUUCCGUCAUUUUAUUUCUUAUUUAUUAUCUGCUUUUUUUAUAUUGUACGAUGUAUGAAUGUGUAUGUGAUUUAUACAAUUUUAUUUGAUAUUGCAAAAAUGGUGGCACGGUGGCUCAGUGGUUAGCACUGUCGCCUCCCAGCAAGAAGCUCACUGGUUCAAGCCAAGGCUGAGCCAGUUGACAUUUCUGUGUGGAGUUUGCAUGUUCUCCCCGUGUUAGCAUUGGUUUCUUCCAGGUGCUCUGAUUUCCUUUAAAGUCCAAAGACAUGCACUAUAGGUGAAUUGAGUAAGCCAAAUUGGCCAUAGUUAGUGUGUGUGUAUGUGUGUGUGUGAGAAUGCAAGACUGUAUGGAUGUUUCCCAGUACUGGGUUGCAGCUGGAAGGGCAUCUGCUGCAUAAAACAUGUGCUGGAAUAGUUGGCGGUUCAUUCCGCUGUGGCCGCAAAAAUGGCCGUUCAUUCAAUUUGUUUUCAAUUAUUGGGACUACAGGUAAUGCAUAUGUUCAAAUAUGUUAGCUAUUAUGUUAUAUAUGUGCUCAUGUAUAAUUAUAUCUUAUAUAUAAGAACAUAUAUGUACAUAUUUGAAAUUAUAUUAAAGAAAAAUAAUUAAAUGGCUAUUUUUGCAAUAUUUUGAAAUAUUAAAUCUGAACUUGUAUGUCAUUUGCAUAUAUUUCCAUAUAUCAGAUUUCUUUAUGGGAAAGUAGCAUCAUAAAGGAUAAGAAAGAUUUUAAAAUAUAUAUUUUGCACUGUAACACAAAUAUUGUGUUAACGCUCAGGAUUGUGAAGUCUGUGAGAGAAUAUGUAAAUAUUUAAUAUUUGUGAAUAAUAUUUUUUUUAGAAACCAGCACUUAAGAUGAGCUCUUCAUUUGCACAUAAUAAAUAUUAAUAUAGAAUGACUUGUUUGUGUAAUUUUGUCUUAAAAACUUUACGUAAGCUAGAUAAAUCUAAUGUGAAUUUAACAACUGACAAAUUUGCACAGCUUGCAUUUGUUAUUUUUAUUAUAUAAUGUCAUUUUAUCUAAACACUAUACCUCAUAAUUGUAUGUUUUGUUCACUAAGUAUAUAUAUGUGUAUUUUAGCUAUAUUGUAACUGUGUAUGCGGGCAUAUGCAGAA
Molecule: messenger RNA, 2769 nt
Organism: Danio aesculapii
Lineage: Eukaryota; Metazoa; Chordata; Actinopteri; Cypriniformes; Danionidae
Exons: 5
Coding region: 107-1444 (445 amino acids)
Biological process (GO): regulation of apoptotic process
Source: RefSeq, a predicted model, not a curated record